This is a messenger RNA of Phytophthora nicotianae INRA-310, 814 nucleotides long. RefSeq names its product V-type ATPase, G subunit, variant. The transcript has 3 exons. The record is from RefSeq and is a predicted model, not a curated record. Gene Ontology annotation, biological process: proton transmembrane transport. Gene Ontology annotation, molecular function: proton-transporting ATPase activity, rotational mechanism. The coding region runs from base 95 to 352 and encodes 85 amino acids. Lineage: Eukaryota; Oomycota; Peronosporomycetes; Peronosporales; Peronosporaceae. Gene Ontology annotation, cellular component: vacuolar proton-transporting V-type ATPase complex.
CGUCGCUAUCCAUGAAUAUCUACCAAUCAUAUGGCUUUUCCCAACUGGGAACACACUUACGGAACGGAAUCCGAGCGCAAAGAUCCAAGCGACCAUGGCGGCGAACCAGAGCAUCAAGGAGCUGAUGGCGGCCGAGACCAAGGCCUCCAAGGUCAUCAGCGAGGCGCGUCAAGAACGUGGCGAGCGACUCAAGCAGGCCAAGCUGGAGGCGGAGGCGGAGAUCACGGCCUACCGCAAGCAAAUGGAGCGAUCAUUCCAGAUGAAUGGCAACACUGAUGUAAGGGAAACAUUAGCCAAUAGCUCAGAUUUUAUACUGAGGGUAUUUCUUGUUACUGUAGCUGAUGGGAGAUGAUCCGAGCAUUCUGGAGGAGGAAACCCAACGCGAGAUCAAGAAGAUGCAGGCGGAGUUCCAACAGAACAAGCAGUCGGUCAUCACCAUGAUGGGACAGCACGCUGUUCGCGUGCAGCUUCGUGUGCCGGAGGCGCGUAAGGUUUAAUUGGGAGACGGAACUGCAGAUAUCGAGGUCCGAGACAAAGACCGCUGCGUAGUGAGCGUCUUCCUCCUUGAAUCACAAGAUACAUUUUUAUCGUGGUGUUCCGUGUUUGGAUAAUUAUUGAAACACUUCUGGGCACCUUGAAAAUAUUGUACCGGUAGUAUAAAACAUGAGUUACUAAAGUUAGUUAGUUCAUAGCGAAAAAUACGUUCAUUUGCGACUCUCACGUAUGCUCUAGUUGGUGCAAUGGACUCGGAAGUCUUUGUUUUGCUUUGCCAAGGCAUUCGUUGACAGAUAAUACAAUGUUGGUAAUAAGAUCC